CGUAUUUCUCCAUACGCCGUAUAUACGUCACUUCCUUUUCCGCCACGGCUUCGCCGACAGAAACACGAGUCUCAAUUUUCCGGCUUUUUAUUUGAUCUUUUUUCCUGUCGUAAACCGAGUUUUAACACUCGGUUGGCAAAUAUGAAACCUAUUCUACUUCAGGGCCACGAAAGGUCCAUCACUCAGCUCAAGUACAACAGAGAAGGAGACCUCAUCUUCUCCGUGGCUAAGGACACAGUUGCAAAUGUGUGGUACUCCGUCAACGGCGAGCGUCUGGGCACCUACAAUGGACACACAGGAGCAGUGUGGUGUGUCGACUGCGACUGGGACACCAAGAACGUAUUGACCGGUUCGGCAGACAACAGCUGUAGGCUGUGGGACUGCGAGACAGGUAAACAGCUGGCCCUGGUCAACACAAACUCGGCGGUCAGGACGUGCGGCUUCGACUUCAGCGGCAAUAUCAUUAUGUUCUCCACCGACAAACAGAUGGGCUACCAGUGCUUCCUCAACUUCUUUGACCUACGGGAUCCACAGCAAAUUGAUGACAACCAGCCAUACCUGACCAUACCGUGCAACGACCACAAGAUCACCAGUGCUGUGUGGGGGCCGCUGGGCGAGUUUGUCAUCGCCGGCCACGAGAACGGCGAGAUCAACCAGUUCGGCGCCAAGUCGGGGGAUGUCCUGAAAACUAUUAAGGAGCACAACAAGCAGAUCAAUGACAUUCAGACGUCGGUGGACCUGACCAUGGUCAUCACUGCAUCCAAAGACAACACUGCCAAGCUCUUUGACUCGUCUUCCUUGGACCACAUCAAGACCUUCAGGACAGAGCGACCUGUCAAUUCAGCCUCUAUUUCGCCGAUUAUGGACCAUGUGGUAAUGGGCGGCGGUCAAGAAGCCAUGGAGGUGACCACAACAUCCACCAGGAUCGGAAAGUUCGAGGCCAGAUUCUUCCACGCUGCUUACGAAGAGGAGUUUGGCAGAGUCAAGGGACAUUUCGGACCUAUCAACUGCGUGUCGUUCCACCCGGACGGCAAGAGUUACAGCAGCGGAGGAGAGGACGGCUACGUGAGAAUUCACUACUUUGACCCACAGUACUUUGACUUUGAGCUGGAGGUGUAAAAAGCAAGCACACCGGCGGCCAUUUUGAGACUCAUCCAAAUCUCCCAGCGAAGGUGCUCUCGGAUUGUUUUUAAAAACAUUUCUGCCGUGUUCGGCAACGUUUUGACCACACGCAACUAAACAGCUUCAUCUUCA
This is a messenger RNA of Corythoichthys intestinalis (scribbled pipefish), 1254 nucleotides long. RefSeq names its product eukaryotic translation initiation factor 3, subunit I (gene eif3i). Bases 142 to 1119 code for a protein of 325 amino acids. The record is from RefSeq and is a predicted model, not a curated record. The transcript has 11 exons. Gene Ontology annotation, cellular component: cytoplasm; eukaryotic translation initiation factor 3 complex, eIF3m. Gene Ontology annotation, biological process: cytoplasmic translational initiation. NCBI's taxonomy places the organism in Eukaryota, Metazoa, Chordata, Actinopteri, Syngnathiformes, Syngnathidae. Gene Ontology annotation, molecular function: RNA binding; translation initiation factor activity; protein binding.